CUCGAUCGACGACAUAACAGAGGACAAUCUGCCUCCCGUUGAGGUCUCCACCAAUCCCGAACGUGGAACGAAAGUGGUGAUUCAGCAUUAUUUCAACGAAGAUGGUGAUUUGAUCAAAGAGACCAAAGAGUACCGCACCGAAAAGCGGCUGGUUGCAUCGCAGAUUGCAGUACGAAAAAAGUGGGCCAAAUACGGUGCGGCCAAAAAUGACCCGCCUGGUGGUAACUCAGCAAACACCUACCCGGCCGAGACGGUUACCAUGCAAUUGGUGCAGGCAAGACA
This is a messenger RNA of Opisthorchis viverrini, 282 nucleotides long. RefSeq lists its product as hypothetical. NCBI's taxonomy places the organism in Eukaryota, Metazoa, Platyhelminthes, Trematoda, Opisthorchiida, Opisthorchiidae. The record is from RefSeq and is a predicted model, not a curated record. The annotation marks the transcript as partial. The transcript has a single exon.